UUUUGAUUCCUUCCAAUUUUACCCCUUAUAUCAAUUUUAAAGGACUAUUCUAUCCUUUUUUUUAUAUAAAAAAAAUAUUUUGGGGUUAUUACAGGAAGCCAAUGAUCAUUCUCCACGAAUUCGGAGCGAGCUGCGCAGGUAUGAGGCGUUAAGUCGCCGGAAGCUCGUUCAUGAAUCCGUGAAGAGGGAACCUCAGCCCGGCUCAGAGCGUCUCCACAUACGCCCCGAUCCGACCUCGUGGAGGGUCGGUGACUCGAGCCUCGGGCCCCGGGAGUUCAAGAAUAAACUCACGCAGGUAGAAUAACUGGGCCCGAACCAAGCCCAGCUCCUCUUCAGUCAGACUCGAGCUGAUACCACCCGGACCGUGGUCCAGCUCGAGCUUGGCCUCCUCCACAUAUGAAGAAGCCCGAGCUCAGAACGGACCCAUGCCGGGCUCAGGAGCUCUUGCAGGAGAACCCAUUGCAUUUGACAUCAAGGGCUCCGCUUUACUCAGAAAAUCAAGAAAAGAGGACGAGAAGACGAAGAAAAAGAUGGAAAAAAGUGAACACCCUCCUAGCGACCGAGAAGGAAAAGACACCUACCUAAGAUGUCACCAGAAAGGAUAGCUGGAAAAAAAGAGAGACCGCCUGGAAUCGAAGAUGAAGGACAAGAGUCCGCUGCAAAACUCGCCGGAAAGCACCAAGAAUACUCGAAGAACUUGAGGGCGACGGCAGGGAGGAAGAAGAAUGAGAGUGAUGGAGGACAAAUGGAGGCCCUAAGACAUCCCCAAGCCCUUAUAUAGCCUACCUCAACGGCUCUGAUCGGCCUGCCCGGACGGCCGAGCAGCCAUAUCACGCCACGUGGCAAGCCCAGAAGUUUCCUCAGCAGAUCUUCCUGUAUCGCGGUGCUAAAGGCCGGUCAUCAUGAUGGCCGUCUCGGGGAGCGGGGCAUUGAUGAUUGACCCCUCGCGUACCGUCAGAUAACGCCUCGGAAGGGAGCGCGCACGCAACGCAUUGAAGAGCUCUCUUAACCACUUCCGUUAACAGCUCGAACCACUCAAGCUUGACUCGGGAAGCUCGACCUGAAGCCGAUUAGCUCCAAAGAUAAGAAAGAUGCAUCCCACACGGCACAUACACCUUCACGGACAUGUGGCUGUAGCACAGAACGAUCCACAGCUCAGUUACUUCCUUCGCUCGAGCCAAAGAACGACUCGAACUCGGAAGUCGGAGGGCAAAUGAUGGGAGGCAAAAUGGAUCGUCCUACUCUGGCAUGAAGUCACCCAACGGCCUAAACCGGCCCUCCGAGGCCCUCCGCUGGCGGCGGAGGCCUCUCCUUCUCCCUCCCCUGCUCGUUCUCUCUUUCACCUCGUCUUCUCCGACUUCGGCUCUCGGUACGGGCCCGGUACCAAGAACGAUGAACCAGUCCGGUAGGCCACCGGUACGCCUACUGGUACCGGUUCGGAAUACCUUGUUCUUAAUUCAUAAUUUCAUAUUUACUAGCAGCAACAUGCUGCUUAAGUCAUGGGCAUGCUCCUACAUUAAUUAACGUAAAAGUUACUAAAUACUAUGCAAUGGACAUGUUAAAUAACAAUCAUCACAUAUAUCAGGAGUGGAGAAAAAAACAUUAAAUUUCAAACUCGAAAGGGAUCUUUGUAAUUCUUGAAGAAUGAGGGGCAAAAGAAUCUCAUGGUUGUAUUUAUUUAAGGAUAAUAUAAUAAUAUCCAGUUUUACCCAAAAAAGAAAAGAAUGAGGGGUAAAAGGAUUGAUCGAGAAAUCUAGCCCUUUGGUGCUUAUAUCAAAAUUUGUUUAUUAUUCUAAGAGAAUUAAACUGCUUUAGUUUUAUCAUAUUUCAACAAUGGUUGCUGAAAAAAGUACAUAUGAAAUAGUGAUCAUUGUCAAGUUUCAACAUCAAAGCUUGAUGAAUAUGCCCAGUGUUGCAAAAUGAACUGAUGAACCUGCAUAUCCACUGCAGAAGCGUAAGUCAAGCAAUUCAUUUCCAUAACAAUUAGGCCUGGUGAAAAGAUUCUGGAGACAUUUAUUGGAACGUGAGGUUGUCUCACCUUCUAAAAUGAAAUUUUUAUUUUUGAUUCUCAAACAUUCGAGGGUUCUCUUCUGCAUCAAAACAAAUCAUCUUUUUUCAGGGUUUAGAUGGUGAUAUAUUAUGGGUUUCCAUAUCAAAUAACCACUUAAAUUCACUAGCUCUCUGCCCAUUUAAGUUUGUUGGAAAGGUAUGCUUCAAUUUUGUUCAAAUCAUAUUUCAAGCAUAAAGCACGCUCGAUUGUAUUGUCAGUUGAGCAUGCCUACUUUUGACCAUGUUUUCUAUGAAUUUAUUAUUUUGCUAUUAUAGGGUCAUUUUAGAUGAAUUUGUCACUGUUGGCGGUGUUCCAUUUUCAGAGGUUCAUAUUUUUCUUAAUGUAUCUAUUGGCAAAUCUUUUUUUACUGUUCCUUGUUUAUCUAAUUUUGUUCUUUCUUUUGUAAUAUCACUUGACACCAUGGAGAGCAAGAUAAGGCCAAAUAUUUUCUUUGCAGGAGAGGUAAUAUUUGGGCCUGUUUAGAAUUAUUUGUGCAAGUGCGUCACACGAAGUGUAUUUUUGGCAGGUACUAAAUAUUGAUGGACUUAUUUUUGGCUGGUACUAAAUAUUGAUGGACUUACUGGUGGAUCCAACUUUCAGGUUUAUAUUGUUUAUAUGGGGGACCAGAAUUUGGAGGAUUAUUCGGCUGAGACUCUACAUCUCAAUUUACUUGAUCAAGUGCUCGAAAGCAGUUCAGCUCGUGAAUGCUUGGUCUAUAGCUAUAAAAGGAGCUUUAAUGGAUUUGCUGCCAAACUUAUGGAUCAAGAGCGAAAAAAGCUAGCUGGCAUGGGAGGGAUAGUAUCAGUGUUCCCCAGUAGAACCCUAAAGCUUCACACCACAAGAUCAUGGGACUUCUUAGGUUUCACCAAAACUGCAAGGAGAAAUCUAGCAUUGGAGAGGGAUGUCAUUGUUGGGAUGUUUGACACAGGAAUCUGGCCUGAAGCCAAAUCUUUUAGCAAUGAGGGGCUUGGUCCACCACCAAAAAGAUGGAAAGGAGCCUGCCUAAAUUUCACAUGUAACAAUAAAAUUAUUGGAGCCCGUUACUACCAUUCCUCAGUCUCUCCCCCGGGUGAGGAACUCUCAGCACGUGAUUUCCAAGGCCACGGCAGCCACACUGCAUCCACGGUGGCUGGGCAUGCGGUGGGGAACGCGAGCCUGUACAACCUGGCAAGUGGGACUGCCAGAGGUGCAGUACCCUCGGCUAGGAUUGCAGUGUACAAAAUUUGUUGGGAAGAUAGAUGCAAAGGUCAUGACAUCUUGGCCGCCUUCGAUGAUGCAAUAGCUGAUGGUGUCGACAUCAUAUCCAUUUCUAUUGGGUUUCGCUCUCCAGUUGCGUAUUUCGAAGACCCCAUAGCCAUUGGCUCCUUCCAUGCAAUGAAGAAGGGGAUUCUAACAUCAGCAUCAGCUGGUAAUGAGGGUCCAGGUCGUGGUACCGCAUCGAAUGUCGCUCCGUGGAUCCUGGUAGCUGCAGCUAGCACCAUAGAUCGGCAUUUCAUAGACAAAUUGUUUCUAGGAAACAGUGAGACUAUCGUGGGAAGUUCUGUCAAUACUUUCCCCACAGAGAAAAGGUUUUACCCACUACUCAUUUCUCUUGGUGACGGCAAUACGUCCGGAAGUUAUUGUGACCUAGGGUCCCUAAAUGAGAGUCAGGUGCGCGGCAAGAUUAUUCUGUGCCCAAGUACGGCUGAUGGAUCAGGACCUUUAAAAGCUGGCGCUAAGGGUAUGGUGAUGAUUGAUAAGAUAGAUGACGCAUUCACAUACCCUCUUCCAGCACUCGUUGUUCCUCUUAGCGAGCGCAAGAAGCUUAUACAUUAUAGCAACAAUGCCAGGAAACCUGUGGCUAACAUUCACAAAAGCGAAGAGGUAUUGGAUCCUAAAGCCCCUACUGUUGCUGCUUUCUCUUCUAGAGGGCCAAAUAACAUCACGAAGGACAUUCUGAAGCCUGAUAUAAGUGCUCCUGGAGUUGAUAUCUUGGCAGCAUGGUCCCCUAAGGCCAUGGUGUCAGAUUCUAAGUUGGAUACACGUUCGGUCAAGUACAACAUUAUAUCUGGAACAUCCAUGGCUUGCCCUCACGUGACAGGCAUUGCUGCAUAUGUUAGAUCAUUCCACCCAACAUGGUCUCCAGCAGCCAUCAUGUCUGCUCUGAUUACAACUGCUUCACCAAUGAAUCCUUCCUACCAUUCGGAUGCUGAACUAGCUUAUGGAGCUGGCCAGGUCAACCCAAGAAAGGCACGGAGUCCAGGUCUUGUGUAUGAUGCCACUGCAAGAGAUUACGCAGAAGUGCUGUGCCAUCAAGGCUACAAUAAGUCGAUGAUUAGGCGCAUAGCUGGAGAUGAGAUCACUUGUCCCAAGAAUGCAAAAGGAUCUGCAAGGGAUCUGAACUACCCUUCAAUGGCUGCCUACGUUCAUACAGAUAAAAGCUUUCGAGUGCAGUUUCCAAGGACGGUUACAAAUGUUGGCCAUUCAAACUCCAGAUACACAGCAAGGAUCAACUCCAGCUCCAAACUUAAUGUUACAGUGAAUCCCAAAGUGCUAUCUUUUACUAAAUUGUAUGAGAAGCAAAAAUUUGUUGUGACGGUUUCCGGGGGGCCACUCUCGUUUCGUUCGGUUGCCUCAGCUUCCAUCAUAUGGUCUGAUGGCAACCAUCAAGUCAGGAGCCCAAUAUGUGUGCACACAGACUAUAAUCGAGCUUCCCAUGUCUGAGGAAUUUGUUUCCUUUUUUUUAAAUUCAAUAAUGAGCGACUGAUAGCUUAAUUUUACUUCAGAUUUCAGCUGCUUCUUCCA
Molecule: messenger RNA, 4834 nt
Organism: Phoenix dactylifera (date palm)
Lineage: Eukaryota; Viridiplantae; Streptophyta; Magnoliopsida; Arecales; Arecaceae
Product: cucumisin-like
Biological process (GO): proteolysis
Molecular function (GO): serine-type endopeptidase activity
Source: RefSeq, a predicted model, not a curated record